AUACACAGGCAGGAAAAAGCUUUCUCGGAUGUACUUCUUCAUUUUACAUUUAAGCAUAGCUGAUCUCAUCACAGCGUUUCUCAGUGUGCUACCUCAACUGGCAUGGGAAGUCACUUUUAGAUUUAAGGGUGGCCCCAUCCUAUGCAAGCUAGUGAAGUACGGCCAAACUCUCGGCCCAUACCUGAGUUCAUACGUGCUCAUGGCCACAGCGAUUGACCGACACCAGGCUGUUUGCUAUCCAUUGACCUACUGUUCGUGGACCUCUAGGAGAUCGAAAGUCAUGGUCUACGUCGCAUGGUUCGUCAGUUUAGGCUUCUGCAUUCCUCAGGAGGAGUAUGUUACUGCAAUUCAUACAGCUCUAUCCGUGAGUCACUAG
This is a messenger RNA of Acanthoscelides obtectus, 376 nucleotides long. The record is from the annotation of a GenBank genome assembly. NCBI's taxonomy places the organism in Eukaryota, Metazoa, Arthropoda, Insecta, Coleoptera, Chrysomelidae.